Maniola jurtina (meadow brown) is the source of this 1428-nucleotide messenger RNA. Its product is annotated as low density lipoprotein receptor adapter protein 1-like. Lineage: Eukaryota; Metazoa; Arthropoda; Insecta; Lepidoptera; Nymphalidae. The coding region runs from base 126 to 770 and encodes 214 amino acids. The transcript is spliced from 6 exons. The record is from RefSeq and is a predicted model, not a curated record.
ACCUCAUAUAGUAGUACCUAUUAGAGGGUUGAACGCGUCGCGAACUUGCAGUUAUCUGUAGACCACGCACGGAAAAGCUGCGUGCUGAACUAAAGUUAAAAAGUUCGACACGCAAACCAAAAAUAAUGACGACGCUUCUGAGAAGAAUGUGGAAAAAUCAUUCGAAACACAAAAAGCUUUGCGAAGAGUGGGCUCUGGCAGAGUGUGAAGGGGAGGGUUGGUGGAGAGAAGCGAAGGAUGGCAGAGGCAGUAUGGAAGUGCGAUACGCGGGUAUUGCGCCCGUAGAACGCGCCGCUUCUGCGCCCGCUACGGCGUUAGCAGUACGCUCGGCGCUUCACACUGCUAAAACCUUGAAUAAAAAGUUGCAGAGGGUGAACCUGGACAUCAGCCCGAAAGGCAUCCUGGUUUCAGACGCGGAGUCGCAGGAUAAUGUUCUCAGCGUUUCUAUUUAUAGGAUCUCAUAUUGCUCCGCGGACGCGGCCAACGCGCGCGUGUUCGCGGUGGUCGAAGGCAAAAGCGCAGGCGGGGAAGAGAGUCACGUGGUGCACGUGUUCGUGUGCGCGCGGCGGAAGCAGGCCAGAGCACUCGCUCUCUCACUUGCACACGCCUUCAACGAUGCUUACCAGGCUUGGCAAGCAAACGAAGCUGCGUCAUUAAAAUCGGGUGGCCAGCGCCUUGUAACUCCAUGGGUCCAUUUUCCCGACGAAUCGGACGAAGAAACUGAAAACGAGCAAUGGAACCCUCCCGCUCCGCUUGUGACUUUCGCCUGAACCGUAAUGAUAUAAAUUAAAUAAGUAAUUCUAAGAUUUUUCAAUCGUCAAAUAAAUUUUAACUGAGGAUAAGUUUGAUUUUUUUGAAAUUUAUUCCUAAAUUGUUUAUCUAAUGAUUGAAAAAUCAGCUUUAAAUUAAAUAAAACUCUGGCCUAAGCUUUAAACAUUAAAAAACGUAUCAUAUUUUUACCUUUAGGAAUCAUAACGAAUAAGUAAAGAGGAAAUAUACAAGAUUAUAUUUUUUAUAAUUAUGAAAAAAGGUACAAAAAUUAAAAUUUAUGCUUAAUAUUUCUAAGAACGACAGACUUGAAUCCGAAAACUAUGUAAAAUCAAACAUAAAAUUAGGUAUAUGUAUUAUCAUUUUUAUUCUAUACUUACUAAGUGCCAUUUUGACUGUUACAAACAAAAAUUUAUUUACGUAGGCGUGAGAUAGAUACUUACUUUUAUAACAUAAUUGUUAAGUUAAUAUUAUUUAGAUUUACAAAUAGGUAAGUAAGAAUGUAAGUAUAAUAAUUAUGUAUGAAAGGUUAUAUACAUAGGUAGUAUAAGUAUAAAUAAAUUUUGUAUCGAUAGGUAUUAGCUAUAUAUUGCAUAUUCAUUUUAUUAAUUUUAUUGUACUGUUUUACUAAGCGUACUAUUAAAUUGUUUUUAUUUUGUC